Rhinichthys klamathensis goyatoka is the source of this 1686-nucleotide messenger RNA. RefSeq names its product aquaporin 3a (gene aqp3a). Gene Ontology annotation, cellular component: plasma membrane; basolateral plasma membrane. Bases 76 to 966 code for a protein of 296 amino acids. Gene Ontology annotation, biological process: water transport; glycerol transmembrane transport. The transcript has 6 exons. NCBI's taxonomy places the organism in Eukaryota, Metazoa, Chordata, Actinopteri, Cypriniformes, Leuciscidae. The record is from RefSeq and is a predicted model, not a curated record. Gene Ontology annotation, molecular function: water channel activity; urea transmembrane transporter activity; glycerol channel activity.
AUGAGUAUACGUCUUUGAGGACAUACAGGUUUUUUUUCACACAGUCAGAGGAAGACAUCCACACCCGGCUGAAAGAUGGGUUGGCAGAAGGCCAUGCUGGAUAAGCUUGCACAGACUUUCCAUAUCCGCAACAAGCUGCUGCGCCAGGGAUUGGCUGAAUGCUUGGGAACUCUCAUCCUGGUGAUGUUUGGCUGUGGUGCAGUGGCUCAAGUGAUACUGAGUGAAGGAUCUCACGGACGCUUUCUCACUAUAAACCUUGCUUUUGGGUUUGCCGCUACUCUUGGAAUCUUGGUUUGCGGCCAGGUGUCAGGCGGACAUUUAAAUCCAGCAGUUACAUUUGCUCUCUGCCUCCUGGGACGUGAAAAAUGGAGAAAGUUCCCUGUGUACUUUCUGUUUCAAACAAUUGGAUCCUUCUUGGGUGCUGCAAUUAUCUUUGCUGAAUACCAUGAUGCAAUGUAUGAGUUUGCUGGAGAAUCAAAUCUGUUGCUUGUAAGUGGGCCAAAAGCCACUGCUGGGAUUUUUGCUACCUACCCCAACCCUCAUCUCACCAUCUUAAAUGGAUUCUUUGACCAGGUGAUAGGCACUGCGUCUCUGAUUGUCUGCAUCCUGGCCAUUGUGGACCCCUACAACAACCCGAUCCCCCAAGGUCUUGAGGCCUUCACGGUGGGGUUCAGCAUUCUUGUCAUUGGACUCUCCAUGGGCUUCAAUUCUGGUUAUGCAGUUAACCCAGCUAGGGAUUUCGGGCCUCGUCUUUUCACCGCCAUUGCUGGUUGGGGUGGUGAAGUCUUUACUACCAGACAGUGUUGGUUUUUGGUGCCCAUCUUCGCCCCCUUCCUGGGAUCCAUUAUUGGUGUGAUUGUGUACCAGCUAAUGGUGGGGUGGCACGUGGAGGGAGAGGCACGGGACAAGAAGAAUAAAGCUAGGGAAGAGUCUUUGAAACUUAAUGACGUCACCAGCAAGGAGUGAUUUACGUGAAUUCCAUCACCCCUCCGUACCAUAAAUCCACAUAAGCUUUCUGCUUAUGAGUCUCUGGGUUCAGUGAAUAUGUCUUGUACCACACAAGACUCCCUCUUCUGUUUCAGAGCGGAUUCUGAUAGUCUUGCAGGCCAUCAAAUGGACUUUAAAUGCUGAACAUUUCUAGAUUUCAAACUUUUCUUAAUUGUUCCAUCAGACAUUUUUGUUAUUCUUUUUUUUAUGACAAUGAUUCUUAUUUUUUUCUUCACACAUUCUCCAGAUUCCUCCAUUAAGGGAAAAAGGUGUUUCUUUAGCAACACGAAUUAUAUUAAUUCACUGUUUUGAAAAGUUAGUAAAAAUGUAGUGUAGCAACUAUCAAUAGUUACAAUAUUUCACUUUUUUUAGCCGUUCUACUAAAAACAGCUACAAUACUUAGCUUUCUUUUUUUUUAUUUGUACAUUUUUCCGUGUAAAUAUUUUUUUAUUCUCAUCUUCAAUUAAAGCUGAUUUUUUUCCUAUUACAUUUUAGGGAUUGCAACUUAACGUACACAUUUUAGGUAAUAUGUUACAGACGAUAGGGUAGUAAUCCUGACAAUUGCAUGACAUUACAGUUUUUAGACUAGUGUCACCAUCCUCUUCUGUAUCUGUUAGUUUAGUAACCAAUGUAAUUUUGUGAUUGAAUGUUUUGAAGCAAUUUAUUGUUAUAUUAAUAAAGGUUUUUGUUUUAAAAGUC